UAAGAUAUAUAUUUAUCUUUUUGCAGAAAAACCUUGUGAUUUGCCACACAUAGAAAAUGGAAAAAUUGCCCACUACUAUUAUAAUUUUAAAAGUUACUAUUUCCCUAUGCGUAAAGCAAAAAAACUUUCCUAUUCAUGCAUGGUUGGUUAUACAACUGAAAGUGGGACUCAAGAUGGAAGAAUAACCUGCACAGCAAAAGGAUGGUCUCCAAUGCCACGGUGCUACAAAAAAUGUAACAAACCUCUUCUGGAAAAUGGCUUUUUUUACGGUACAGAAAUGUACUUCAAAAUACAGGAGAAACUGCAAUACAAAUGUAAUCCAGGCUACCACACUCGAAGCGGCAGCACUGAGGAUACAGUACAAUGUCAGCCAGAAGGAUGGUCCUCCCAGCCAAGCUGCACUAAAAAAAUCGAGUCAUGUCAAGUACCCAAUUUACAUCAUGGCAGCUAUUUCACAGCCAAAGAAGAGCUUCGAUUGAACGAAACACUGCUGUACAAAUGUCAUGAGGGGUAUCAUACUGCAGGAGGAAACACCACAGAAGCAGCAAUGUGUCUGCAACAUGGCUGGUCCCUUACUCCAAACUGCACUAAAAUAACUUGUUCCUCUUUGAGUGCAAUAGCACAUGGAAGUUUCUAUCCUGUGAAGAAAAUCUAUGAAGAGGGAGAUGUAGUUCACUUUUUCUGUGAGGAAAAUUAUUCUGUCAGUGAAUUUGACCUAAUUCAAUGUUAUUAUUUUGGAUGGUAUCCAGACCCUCCAGUGUGUGAAGAUGUAAAAAAUAAAUGUCCUCCACCACCACUUCCUCCUCAUGCCCGUAUCAUCACAGUUAGAAGAACAUAUCAUAAUGGAGACAAAGUUCUCAUACAGUGUCGAAGUACCCUUGAAAUAAGAGGAUCAGAGGAAAUACAGUGUGAAAAAGGAAAAUGGACAUCACCUCCUAUUUGUAUUGGUUAG
Mesitornis unicolor (brown roatelo) is the source of this 952-nucleotide messenger RNA. RefSeq names its product coagulation factor XIII B chain-like. The transcript is spliced from 5 exons. The record is from RefSeq and is a predicted model, not a curated record. NCBI's taxonomy places the organism in Eukaryota, Metazoa, Chordata, Aves, Mesitornithiformes, Mesitornithidae. The annotation marks the transcript as partial.